CCCGGUUGCUUUACCUUGGUUUUAACUUGCCUUCACUCAUUCUGUCCUUCCCACUCAUUCCCCUUUCUCCUCUCUUCUCUCUUUCUUUCUCCCAUUGUUGGGUUCUUCAAACCUCUGCUCAAGACCAUGCUCAACCAAAUGGCCUUCCAGUUUAUGAACUAUCAAAUGGCUGUUUCGUUUCUCCUCUUCAUUUUCUCUCUUUUGUCUCUCCAGUUGCACGCCACCCCUGAAGAUGUAUUUGUUGGUGUGAAUAUUGGGACUGCUCUUUCGGUUAUGCCCCAUCCAACGCAAGUAGCAGCCCUCCUGAAAGCCCAACAAAUUCGGCAUGUUCGAUUAUACGACGCUGAUGGUGGGAUGCUGAUGGCCCUUGCAAACACAGGCAUUCAAGUUAUGGUAACUGUCCCUAAUGAACAGCUUCUAGGGAUUGGACAAUCAAACUCCACUGCAGCGAACUGGGUUAAUCGCAAUGUCUUAGCACAUUACCCAGCUACUAAUAUCACAGCCAUUUCUGUUGGUUUUGACGUUCUAACAACAGUUCCUAAUGCAGCUAAAAUCCUUGUCAAUGCCCUCAAAUACAUUCAUUCUGCACUUGUAGCAUCCAACCUUGAUCACCAGAUCAAGGUCUCUACGCCUCUUUCUUCUUCGAUUAUUCUUGAUUCAUUUCCGCCUUCACAAGCCUUCUUCAAUGCAUCACUGGAUUCUGUAAUAGUUCCCCUGCUUGGUUUCUUGCAAUCUACUAACUCCUUCCUUAUGCUUAAUGUGUAUCCCUACUAUGACUAUUUGCAAUCUAAUGGCUUUAUUUUGUUGGAUUAUGCACUCUUAAAGCCUCUCCCUUCAAAUAAAGAAGCUGUCGAUUCCAACACGCUUCUUCGUUAUACCAAUGUUUUCGAUGCAAUGGUUGAUGCAGCUUACUUUGCUAUGGCUUCUCUAAAUUUCACUAACAUACCCAUUGUAGUUUCAGAAACAGGCUGGCCAUCAAAAGGUGGCUCUAACGAGCCAGAUGCAACGUUGGAAAAUGCAAACACUUACAAUAGCAAUUUAAUCAGGCACGUGCUGAACAAAACUGGAACUCCUAAACAUCCAGGGAUUGCUACUAGUACUUACAUUUAUGAGCUUUAUAAUGAGGACUUGAAACCUGGGCCUAUCUCUGAGAAGAACUGGGGAUUGUUUGAUGCUAAUGGAAAGCCUAUAUAUAUUCUGUGCUUGACGGGAUCAGGACUUGUGUUAGCGAACGAUACAACAAACCAAACGUACUGUGCUGCAAAGGAAGGUGCCGACCCAAGGAUGCUGCAGGCUGCGUUGGAUUGGGCAUGUGGACCUGGCAGGGUGGAUUGUUCAGCUUUGCUUCAAGGGCAGCCGUGCUACGAACCCGACAAUGUCAUGGCUCAUGCAACAUAUGCUUUCAAUACUUAUUAUCAUCAAAUGGGGAGAGCGUCAGGUUCAUGUGACUUCAAUGGGGUGGCUGCAGUUACAACCACUAACCCAAGUCAUGGAUCCUGCUUAUUUUCUGGAAGUGUUGGAAGGAAUGGCACCAUGGCAAACAUCACAGCACCAUCAAUGAACUCAACAAAUGCAGAUUCUUCUGCAACCGCUUUUGGGUAUGAUAUUUUGAGUUAUGCAGUGAUGGUGGUUGGAGCCCUGCUUGGGAGUUCCAUUUGGUUGUAGACAAAUGGAUGUGCAUUAGAAAGUGUUUUUGCAGUUUGUACUUUUUUUUUGUUUUUUUGGAUGAUCCAUUAGUGCGAUGAGUUGUGUUCUCUCGCAGAGUGGUGAGAUGGAGUAGGUUUUAGGCUAUUCUCUCUUCCUCCAUUCAAUUUUGUACAAGUCAAGAUGGAGUUGUGGAGAAUUUGAAUUCUAUUAGGUUAUUAGCUCUCUACUAAAACUAUGUAACAUUUUUUUUUUCUGCUUUGGGAAUCAGAGCCUUAUUAUUAUUAUUCUUUAGUUGAAUUAUAAAAUUCACCUGUCAUAUGAA
Messenger RNA from Benincasa hispida (wax gourd), 1969 nucleotides. RefSeq names its product O-Glycosyl hydrolases family 17 protein. Gene Ontology annotation, biological process: carbohydrate metabolic process. Gene Ontology annotation, molecular function: hydrolase activity, hydrolyzing O-glycosyl compounds. NCBI's taxonomy places the organism in Eukaryota, Viridiplantae, Streptophyta, Magnoliopsida, Cucurbitales, Cucurbitaceae. The record is from RefSeq and is a predicted model, not a curated record.